CAAACCUGAGGUCAAGCAGCGAACAAGACACUAUGUAAAGGGACUUAAUAGAUUAGAAAAUAACCAGAUAGAAACUCUGGAAAUGACAACUGCUGUUCACCAAAUAUACCUGUGAGACAGAUUUAGUAGAUUACAUCUGUCUCAAGAAAGAAUUGAUUACCCGGAAGAUGAGCCAGAAGAAACUUUCCAGAAGAGUGAAAGAUGGAAAAUACUGAAGAGAGGUUAAGAGAUGUGGAAGGUGUGGAAUAUCAAACAAAUGAUUAAGUUGACACAGGAGCAUAUAGAGGCCCUAUUGGACAAAUUUGGUGGGGAGCAUAAUCCACCAUCAAUAUAUCUGGAGGCCUACGAAGAAUACACCAGCAAGCUAGAUGCCCUCCAACAAAGAGAACAGCAGUUAUUGGAAUCCCUGGGGAAUGGAACUGAUUUUUCUGUUUCUAGCUCUGCGUCAACGGACACCGUUACGUCUUCUUCCUCUUCUAGCCUUUCAGUGCUACCUUCAUCUCUUUCAGUUUUUCAAAAUCCCACAGAUGUGUCACGGAGCAACCCCAAGUCACCACAAAAACCUAUUGUUAGAGUCUUCCUGCCCAACAAACAGAGGACAGUGGUACCUGCAAGAUGUGGAGUUACGGUUCGAGACAGUCUAAAGAAAGCGCUGAUGAUGAGAGGUCUGAUCCCAGAAUGCUGUGCUGUUUACAGAAUUCAGGAUGGAGAGAAGAAGCCAAUUGGCUGGGACACUGAUAUUUCCUGGCUCACUGGAGAAGAGCUGCAUGUGGAAGUGUUAGAGAAUGUCCCACUCACCACACAUAACUUUGUACGGAAAACUUUUUUCACCUUAGCAUUUUGUGACUUCUGUAGAAAGCUGCUUUUCCAGGGUUUCCGCUGUCAAACAUGUGGCUACAAAUUUCACCAGCGUUGUAGUACGGAAGUUCCACUGAUGUGUGUUAAUUAUGACCAACUUGAUUUGCUGUUUGUCUCCAAGUUCUUUGAACACCACCCAGUACCACAGGAGGAGGCCUCCUUAGCAGAGACUGCCCUCACAUCUGGGUCAUCGCCUUCCGCACCUCCCUCAGACUCUAUUGGGCACCAAAUUCUCACCAGUCCGUCCCCUUCAAAAUCCAUUCCGAUUCCACAGUCCUUCCGACCAGCAGAUGAAGAUCAUCGAAAUCAGUUUGGGCAACGAGACCGGUCUUCAUCAGCGCCUAAUGUUCACAUUAACACAAUAGAACCUGUCAAUAUUGAUGACUUGAUUAGAGACCAAGGGUUUCGUGGUGAUGGAGGAUCGACCACGGGUUUGUCUGCCACUCCCCCUGCCUCAUUACCUGGCUCACUCACUAGUGUGAAAGCUGUACAGAGAUCCCCAGGACCUCAGCGAGAGAGGAAGUCGUCUUCCUCCUCAGAAGACAGGAAUCGAAUGAAAACUCUUGGUAGACGGGAUUCAAGUGAUGAUUGGGAGAUUCCUGAUGGGCAGAUCACCGUGGGACAGAGAAUUGGAUCUGGAUCAUUUGGAACCGUCUACAAGGGAAAAUGGCACGGUGAUGUGGCAGUAAAAAUGUUGAAUGUGACAGCACCUACACCUCAGCAGUUACAGGCCUUCAAAAAUGAAGUAGGAGUACUCAGGAAAACACGACAUGUGAAUAUCCUACUUUUCAUGGGCUAUUCCACAAAGCCACAGCUGGCUAUUGUUACCCAGUGGUGUGAGGGCUCCAGUUUAUAUCACCAUCUCCACAUCAUUGAGACCAAAUUCGAGAUGAUCAAACUUAUAGAUAUUGCACGGCAGACUGCACAGGGCAUGGAUUACUUACACGCCAAGUCAAUCAUCCACAGAGACCUCAAGAGUAAUAAUAUAUUUCUUCAUGAAGACCUCACAGUAAAAAUAGGUGAUUUUGGUCUAGCCACAGUGAAAUCUCGAUGGAGUGGGUCCCAUCAGUUUGAACAAUUGUCUGGAUCCAUUUUGUGGAUGGCACCAGAAGUAAUCAGAAUGCAAGACAAAAACCCAUAUAGCUUUCAGUCAGAUGUAUAUGCAUUUGGGAUUGUUCUGUAUGAAUUGAUGACUGGGCAGUUACCUUACUCAAACAUCAACAACAGGGACCAGAUCAUUUUUAUGGUGGGACGUGGCUACCUGUCUCCAGACCUCAGUAAGGUACGGAGUAACUGUCCGAAAGCCAUGAAGAGAUUAAUGGCAGAGUGCCUCAAAAAGAAAAGAGAUGAGAGACCACUCUUUCCCCAAAUUCUCGCCUCCAUUGAGCUGCUGGCCCGCUCAUUGCCAAAAAUCCACCGCAGUGCAUCAGAACCCUCCUUGAAUCGGGCUGGUUUCCAGACAGAGGAUUUUAGUCUAUAUGCUUGUGCUUCUCCAAAAACACCCAUCCAGGCAGGGGGAUAUGGAGAAUUUGCAGCCUUCAAGUAGCCACACCAUCAUGGCAGCAUCUACUCUUAAUUCUUAAGUCUUGUGUUCGUAAAAUUUGUUAACAUCAAAACACAGUUCUGUUCCUCAAAUCCUUUUUUAAAGAUAUCAGAUUUCCAAUGCAUAAGCUGUGUGGAACAGAGUGGAGUUUCCUAUUCAAGAAAAGAGGGAAGAAUGUUUUAGGAUCCAGACACCUCUGCUGCCAGUGUUUCUUCAACACAAAUACCACGUGCCCACUCCCAGACGAAGAGGAGGACCCCGAGCCCUGGCCUUUUGACAGUCAGGCUGAUGGAAGGUGCUGCUGCAGCUUGGGAGACUGGGAAGACCUGCCGGCCCACUUGCCUGUGACCGCCGGGUGGACGCGCGGCCGAGCCUCUGGCAGGGCAGUUCCGUCACCACGCGGCAUCCUCUUGCCUGCUCUGGGAGCUUGCUGUGGAGCUCCUCCCCGAGCUGUCCCGGUUCACUGCUGAGGGACGGAACAGAAGUGCAGCAUGCCGGUCCUGUGUGGGGCGCGUCCAGUCCUGGGGGUGGCAGGGGGAGCCAGGGGGGAGGUGACCAGGAGCGGGGGUCUGGGCAGAGGGAAAUGGGAUGCUGCAUCUUCUCCCUGACCUCACGGAGGGGCCGCCUAACCACGCAGGCUGCAGGGCGCGUGCUCUCAGUGGGUCCAGCAAUGCAGGUGGCGGGGGACGUUUCUCCUGCACGACGUAGCAGAUUCUCAGGACAAUUCAGUUUGUGUCUUCUCCUGCGCUCUUCCAGUCACCAAGUACUUACGUGGCUACCUUGUCCAGAGCAUAAAAUGCCAGGGGCAAUAACUAAUUUAAAAGCCUGCAAAACUGCUUAAUAACAGUUUUGAAUGUGAUAAAUUUGUGUAAUUUAAAUGUAAGAUACAGGUUUUAAUUUCUGAGUUUCUUCUAUUUUUAUUAAAAAGAAAAUCUCAAAUUUAAUUGAAUUGGAAUAAAAACACUUCCCAUGAGAAUUGUAAUGUGCUGAAAAUUGUAUUUUUGUUAUAUAAACAACAUUUAAAGAAAGAUCAUUAUCCUUUUCUCUAAGUAUGGGGAGUCUUAGCAUAAUGACAAAUAUUUAUAAUUUUUAAAUUAAUGAUACUUGCUGGAUCCACACUAAUAUCUUUGCUAAUAAUCUCAUUGUUUCUUCCAACUUAUUCCUACACUACAUCCUACAUCUUCUUUCCUAGUCUUUUUUUUUUUUUCUAGAAUAUGCAAUCUAAAAUAAAAAUGGUGGUGUCUCCAUUCAUUCUCCUCCUGUUUUUCCCAAGCCUGGUCUUCAAAAGGUUGGGUAAUUAGGCACCUGAGUUCCACAGGCAGAGACCAGCAAAUUUGAGAAUAUUGGCACCAAGGGAGAGUAUGUGGAGCCUCAUCAGUUGCUUUUACAGAAAAAGCUCAUGUGGUAUUAAGAACCUAAUUUUUCUAAACUUUGCACAAAUGAAGAAAAUGUAUGAUCUAUCUAUAGCUUCCCUUGACCUUUAUUGAAGGGUAGUAUAAAUCUGAGUAGUAGCAAAGAAAGUGACUGUGGCUACUUGAGGGACAGAUACCUCCUGUCUCAGGAGUCUAGGGUCUCUUACAGGAGUUAGCAGAUGGAGCUGGCCCAGCUAAGCGGCAGCCAAGAACCUGCACCGGGACAGAGAGAUGCUGUUUCGUGGUUGCAGACCGUAACUCCUGGUCCAGCUGUCGUAUUGCAGCCUCCUCGCUCCCAGUAAGUGAUUUUGCUAACAUACCUGUGUUGGGUAGAAGGUCACUCAGAAUUUCAUGGACUUGAGAAAGGUUGUUCACGGAACUUGGAAACUUGUUAACCUUUUUGGAAAAGCGGUGUGUGUUUAAGUCUUACGUGAGCAGAGCAGUGUCUUACAGAAUUCACAAACUGCGAAGCUGGAGUGACCGUGGACCUCCGCACGCAUUGCGGCCUCUGAAAGGCGCUGGGCAUGCUUUGUUAAAUGUGUCUGUGUGGAUGCUUUUAGACGUGGCUGUGUUCCCUUGGCCAAGGUUGGCUCAGAACUUAGAACUCAGCUGAGGAGGAAGCUUUGCGUUGCAUUUUCUAGACAAGAGUAGGGUGAGAUGCUGUUUUCUUCCCUUUCAUUUCCGAGUGGGUGCUAUCAUCUGAAUGAGGGAGGAGACUUGACAUCAAAUGAAGCUGUGCCCGGAAGCCUGGCUCAGGGAUUGAGAGGUUUUCCCGUUUUUCCAUCAAAUAGUUUUUUUCUUUACUUUUUAUUUAAGUGACAUGAAAAGGGGUCUCUUUUGAGUUAGAUUUGCUUUAUUUUUUUGAUGCUUAAACUACAGACAGACUUGCUGAGCUCCUAAGAAAACACGAGGAAGAAGUCCUCAUGUGUGCGAAGCACUUUAUGAGUCGUUUGUGUAGACUGUGGCUGCUGCUCCGAUCGUCUUGUAGGGCGGUAACUCCACCCGUCGUCUUGUAGCGCGGUAACUGUUACUCCCGUUUCUGCAAGUGGCUGCCGAGCCUUCUCUAGGGAAUCCGACUUGUGAUAGGGUGAGAGGAGCUCUAAAGGAAUGCUUCUAACCUAGUCCUUUGCCACUGAAAUAAUAUUGCCCCUCAAAAGUAGUUUAUAGGACUUGUGGACUUAAAAAUCCGAUGUGAUCAUUGUACAUAGGUACACGCUAAAGGAAGAUUCUGUCUAGCCAUCAGUUCUGGUUCCUGAACGUGCCAUCCCUGGUAUGAGAUCUGGAAGGACUCGGGGGCGUCCUGAAGCCGAUGCCCCGUGUAAGCCCCAUGCGUGGUAACUAACUGCGUCGGAGAACAGAGCGCGCGAUGUCAAAUGGGGCAAGACCUGCGUGCGGAGGCGUCCUCGGGGCGCACCGGCUCGUGUGCGCACCGUGUUGCUCGGCGCUGGUCGGGCCCUGCCGGAGAUGCUGCACAACCGCCGCCUCUCUCGCCGGCCCGGCCAGCCCCUCGCCCCUCGCCCCUCGCCCCUCGCCCCUCGCCGUCCAGCUCCAGGGUGAAACACGUCGCAGGGUUCAGACGACCUCUUGAGAAACUAGCUCCUUCGGAUGAGGCUAUGAUAGCUCUGUAUCUUGAAAGGCGAGGAGCAGGAGCUGAGGACGGGGGAGACUGGAGAUGGUGACCUCCGUGCGCACUUGCAUCUUGAGCACUCCCAUUCUGUCCUAAGGGCAUUGUACAUUGACGCAGAGAUGCUGUGUCCGAGUGCUGCUGAAAGUGGUGCCGGCACCUGCUUAGGGGUAGCCUCAGAGUGCUAACCGUAAUCUUCUGCAUGAACCGAAGUUGUUAGGGUAUCACUUCGCUAAGGUGAGCCAGCUUUUAAUUCCCAGUAGGUUUGGCAUGACAGCACAGCUUCCUGAGCUAGCCACAGCGCUCAGAGACCGCCCAGCUCAGAGGGUGCAAUGGCUCCCCUUCUCUAUCCCAGCUGGCAAUGUGAGCGCCGGAACAGCAGCGCCUGGAGACGCAGGUGCCAGUCACCAGGCUGCAGGCAGACGGAAGCCAGAGAGGGAAGGUUGACGGAGUCUGAGCAGCAGAUAGUUCCGCAGUCUUACAUAGACAUGGUGGAAGGCUCUAGGAUACCUUGAGAAUUUGCCAAAUGAUCUUACUGUGCCUUCAUGAUGCAAUAACAAAGCUAAACUCUUAGCAGAAAUCAGUGAUACAUGAAGAGAGCAGCCACUCUGGUUUAACUCAGCUGUGUUAGUAUUUUUUUAAGCGUGCAAUUUAGACUGCAAAGAUAAAUGCACUGAAGAGUUUAUAGCCAAAACCACAUUUAAAAAAUGAGGACACACAGGUAAAUUUUCAGUGAAUAAAAUUAUUUUUUUAAAGUACAUAAUAGAAAUAUUUAUCACAUAGAGCAACUAAGUUGAAAUUAUAGUUCUGUGACUUUCUAGAGAAACUUUUGUAUUCCCAUAGGUUCUUGAAAGCAUGGGCCUUUUAUAUAACAAACGUUUGAGAGACGUUUUAAGAAACUGCUCUAGUUUAGGGUUGAAGUAUUGCAUGCUGGGCAGCAAUUGUGUGUUAAAUUAGUGAAAAGGGAGAAAUUAAAUCACAGGACAGCAUUUGAUGGGAUCAGUUUCCAGAGCACUGCUGCCAACCUAGACACUGAUUUUCAAGGUCUGAAAUGGGAACUUGCCUCCCAGGACUCGUCUGCUAGUGAGGCUGGACUGUGCUACGCGCCUGCCCUGGUGCACUGAGUCUGGAACUGAGAGCGACCUGGCUGGCCAGGGUAAAACUGGCCAUGCUCCACGGUGUGCUUCUGGUGUCUUGUUUCAUCCCUCAUGAACGUCAGCCUGUGGUCUCCAGCAUCCUGCAGUGUCUUCCUGAGAUACUGCUGAUGCCCGAGGGAGCGGAAUGAGCCCCGGCUGAGGGCAGUCGCAGCUCUGCGCCCAGAGGUCAGAGGUGAGGGCCUGUAGGUUAGCCAGAGCAGAGUGACGCAGCCAGUGUCGCAUGGUCCACGCUGCCAGCUCUGGGGAAACAGUCAUCCUAGGAUCCUUAGGUCAGCACAGUAGACCGCUUGCUGCUGCUGUUUUCAGAUCACCUAUUUUCAUUCUCUUGGGCAGAGACAGGUGGGAGUUGAAUCCUAAUUUCUGUUACAUCUUCUUUAUCUUCAUUUUGUUCCUAAUUGUGGAAGGGGGGAUUCACUGUUCCUACCAAGGCUGCUAAGGAACUGUUACCAAUGCUUUAAGAAACACCAUAGCAGCACUUGCAACCUGGUAAAGUGAGUAGGUUCCUUAGGUCAGUGUGCACAGCCUCACCCUGACAUUUAGUUACAUUAUUAGAUCAGUUUCAUUAGUGUUUACUUUAUUUAGCUAUUCCGAGUACAACUAGUUCUGCAUGAGGACACAGCCAGUGUAUCCUUUUUGUGGUGCAUUUCUUACAGGAAUUCUGUAGAUUGAAAUACUCUGAAAACAGAACGGAAAUGUUUAUUCGUGUUCAUGUGAGAAAGUCUGUGUGUACAAACCCUCUGCUUUGCCCAGCAGGCUGAGCGCUCACCUGCGGCCCCGUGCUGGGCAGCCGGCAGCUGAAGAGGCUGCUCACGGGGCUGGGAAUGGGAGUGGGCUAAACUGCUCAGUCCCUCUUUGGUUUUGCAAGUUACUGUUGCAUUUGUGUGUUCAGCCUUUUGUGUGAGUUGCACAGGAAAUGGCAGACUAGCAUCAGCAGCAGAGAGACUAGGCACAAAUGCAGAGAACGUGGACCACGACGGGAGGGGCGGGAGUGAGUCUGAGGAUAGGGCAAAACCAAUGGGGGGGGGGGUUCUCUACAAUUACCUAAAAUGUAAGAGUGCAAUAAGUGUGCUUUUCAUUCUAAGCUGUGAACGGUUUUAAAAAAAGAAAUCAUCCCUUCCAGCAGCAUCUGUGUAUGUUCCAUAGCUGAUUCACACCAGCUGUGCGAGCACACGCCUUCUUAUUCCUGUUGAUCACCAACCUAAGUGACACCUUCCUGUCUUAUUUCUCUUCAUGUGGUUAGUUUACAUACACGGGUGUGUGUGUGAGGGUGUGUGUGUGCACACACGCACGGUGCCCUUCUCCUGCCUUCAUUUGAAAACGCGCUCACUGGGCCCCCUGCCAUGCCCACGGCGGCCUCGCGGGCCUCCUCCAUGUCAGUGACGGCAUCGGUGGUGGCUCCACGCCUGGGUGUGCAUCUGCUUCCCUCAGCGGCGACUGCUCCUAGGGUAGGACGUGCGACUGACGGGGGUGGCCCUUCCCACGGCAGCGUCUGUCUCUGAACUCUGCUCCGUAGUUGUGCUUGCUCUGUGGUUUGGUUUAGACCAAGAAAGAGGAAACGUCCUCCCGUUUCGUGUACGUGGAUUGAGGACGCGUCUCCUGCCAGGGAGAGAAGGGAACUGCUUCCUGUGUGCGGUGCUGGGAGCUCCCGCCCCGCGCCCUGCAGCCCGCCACUCUCACAUUCCUCUCCUUACUGCCAAAGGUUCAGGUUCUGUUCCGGUCAGUUCCACGCAGACACUGCACGGGUUCUCCUGCAGUCCGAGGUGUGCCCAGUGACAGGGUGGGGACUUUUUACUUGUCCACAGACCUCUCUUAUACCUGCUUUGCAAAAAUUACAAUGGAGUAACUAUUUUUAAAGCUUAUUUUUCAAUUCAUAAAAAAGACAUUUAUUUUCAGUCAAAUGGAUAAUGUCUCCUUCUUGUCCCUUAAUCCUCAAUGUUUGCUUGAACCUUUGCCUUUUUUUAAAAAUUCUUCCCCACACCCACUUCUUGAUCCUUUGGUUCUCUUUCCUGCUCAGGUCCCUUCAUUUGUACUUUGGAGUUUUUCUCAUGUAAAUUUGUACAAUGGAAAAUAUUGUUCAGUUUGGAUAGAAAGCAUGGAGAAUUAAAUAAAGAUAGCUGAAAUCAGAUUGAAGACAUUUAUUUCUGUGUAAAGUUAUUUAAAAACUCUGUAUUAUAUAAAAGGCAAAAAAGUUCUAUGUACUUGAUGUGAAUAUGCGAACCUGCUAUAAUAAAGACUGACUGCAUGGACA
Oryctolagus cuniculus (rabbit) is the source of this 8842-nucleotide messenger RNA. Lineage: Eukaryota; Metazoa; Chordata; Mammalia; Lagomorpha; Leporidae. The record is from RefSeq and is a predicted model, not a curated record.